CAAAUCUGCCUGGAGGUAGCAGGGUACAGGCCAGCUCGUCCCACGUCGUCCCAUGGCAUUUGUAGCACCAGCAGCAACACCACAAACAGCACUGACAGAAGCAGCAGGAGGUUCAGCAGUAGCUACGCCUACAGGCCAUUGCACGCCGAGAUGACGGCGCCUCCUGAUCCAGCGUGGUCGUCGCCGCUGAAGAGGCCGUCACCGAUGCUCGCGACCCGUAACUCGACAAUGAUGCUGCCUGGAACGAAUGGCGCAGAGGCUGGCUCCUCGUUGGCGUCCGACUAUGCAUUUCUGCCACGGCGCCCCUUUCCCUUUCACAGGUCUCUGACUGUGCCGCACUCGCAGGCCAGUAACAAGCUGGGCGCGCUUCGGCAUCCAUUUCCUGGUGAUGUCCCGCUGCCAGGCGCAACGGCAGCAACAGCAGCGCCGGCGCGCGUCUCGCAGAGUCCACAGUCAGGAGCCGCGCCGAUGGAUCAGGACCGCAGUGACGAGGCCGGACCGUCCACUGGACGACACACGGACCGAGAGCGCGAGGACUCGGCACGGGCGGCGCUUGACUCGACGGCGCUCGACUCGAGCCUCUUUCCCUCGCUCCUGGCCGACACAUUGCAGCUGCCCAUCUCGACGCUGCUCCAGGUCAUCCCGCCCCACCUUCUCGAUCCAUCCCACGAGCGUCUCUCGGCCAUGAGCCUGCAGGUGCCAGUGACGAGCAUCGAGGCGCUUCUGGAGGCCUGCCGCACCCUCAACUGGCUCUUUGCGCGCGUGGCCGAGGGUGGGUCGCCCGACGGAGGGGGUUUUCCCGCGCGCGGCAAGGCUCGGCGGUCCGCAUCGCAACCUCUCGAAGGUAGCAAGGGCGGUGGAGAGGAUCGGAGCGCAAGCGCCAUUGCAGCUGUCCAGAGGGUCGGAGGCGUGUCGAUGAGGCGCAGCGACUCGUCGGCAUCGGCGCGUGCUGGUCUCGCGCCGCGACCUAGCACGGCCCAAUACGUCGACUUUGACGUCUUUGAACUGACGCAGAGGGUGGCCGAUAUGGCCGCCGGCCAGGCGGCAGAGAGGCACAUCGACCUCGUCCUUCUCCAGAGUAAUGAUGUCGGCACUAGGAAACGGCGACAACAGCAGCAGCAGCACGGUACGCACACUCCAAUCAGCGCGACUGGGUGCAGCGUCAAGGGCGAUGAAGGGGCCACACGCUUCGCGAUGGUGCAGCUCGUCUCGAGAAGUCUGGAAAAGGCAGGCCUGCAGGCCGUCGUGGAGUUGGAUGUGCAAGUGACCGAGACUGACGGUGGAUCACCGCGGUGCGCAUUCAGCGUCACUAUUCUGCACGAUCAACCAAUAGACAUGCCAGAGGAAUGGACGGCGCCUCUCGAGGAUGUGGCAGAUGCGGCGGGGGCGUCCGUCGAGAGGAGACUCUUUACGGGUGGAGACGAGGAUGCGCCCAGGCAUGGUCUGCGGCAGACGUUGAUCUUUGACUUUCAGCCGGGAGGCCGUCUCGCCGAGGCCGGUGACCUGCACCCGCGUGAGAGCGAGGCGCGGCAGCGCUUUCUUCCUUCUCUGCGCUUGGCCGAAGAGCCGUCGGCAAAGGAGCUCGUCGACUUUGUCGACCAGGACCUUCAGGGUAGGAAAGUGGCCAUCCACGGCAGACCCACGAGUGACUUUGUCAAGCAUCUCACGGCCUUUCUGCACCGGUGCGGCUGCCAGACGGCGAGCCUUUCUGCAGUCGAGGCUUCUCCAAGCGCACCGAUCGGCGCGACGUGGACCAGCCACUCGAGUCGUUCGAUGAGGACGGCCGUGGCCCUCUCUGGCAAUCGGCCCAGCCUCGUCAGCUACCCGAGCGGCUUGGGAAUGGGACACGAGGUGGACAACAAGACUUCAAACUCGGUCACGGCAGUCCUUGAUCCAGUCACUGGCGUGCCGCUGACACUACAGAUGGGGCAGCGGAAAAGCAAAACUAGAACGAGCCAGUCAGACCCUUCGGCAAGCAGCGAGCCGUUCUCGGACAAUGACCGCCUUACUCCGUUCAGCUUCAUCAUCAUCGACGAUGAUCCAGACGUUCUUCACCGCGAGCUUCUCAGAAUACGCUCCGGCAUAGCAACGCUUCGUUCGGCCAUGGGCUCUCCGGUCACAAGUAGGGUGGCCUCCUCGUCGCCGCCGAGAAAAAAGAGUGUGGGCGAAGAGAUCGAAGAGCGAAGACGAGACAGCCUCUUCGACUCGACGCAAGCCAUCCUCUACUUUUCCAGCCUCAGCAACUUCAGAGUGGUCCGCGACACGAUUCAGCCUAUCGUCGAGUCAGCCAGCCAGAGCAACACGCCUCUGCCCGAGAUUAUCGUCGUGCCCAAGCCUGCAGGCACUAGGAGGAUUCUGACGGCCAUGCAUACAGCCAUCCACAAGCCCCUCGUCGACCCUUUCUUCUCACCGAUUGCCACCAGCCCUCUUUCCCCUGCUGCCGCUGCCGCAAUGCAGGGCGUCGGCCUGGGUACUGGCGAUGACGCCAGCAGUCCGUCCUCGGUGGCACCGUCGCCCUCAAUGCAAGAGAGGGCGAAGUUUCCCGUCGCUUCAAAAUCGAAUCUGCCCGGAGUGUCGCGCAAACAAGAGAAAAAGGAGCAUGAGCACACAGACAAAGGGUCUCCCUUGCACAUCGACCUCCCACCCCAGCCGGAAUUCUCAGAGAAGCAUCAAAAGGAGCCCCCAUCGAAGAAGGUCGAAGCGGCCGAGACUGGUGAUACACGGUCUGGUCCAUCCGCUUCGGAUGCCAAGGUUGAAGGGAACGCAGAAGGUCUGCUCUUGCCAGCGGCGACCGAGGGUGCAAAGACUGUCAAGGCUGGAUCGGCGUCAAGGCCUUCGACGAGUCCAAUGCCCACUGACGCGCUCGAGUACUUUAGCGAGACGGCCGCCCGUAUGGGUUCGAGUGGAGCAGUAGGCAUGAUGAUCCAGUCGCCCGAUGGACGGCCUGCCGGUAUCUUUUUCCAGCCAAAGACGUCGUCCCACGGCAGUCGUACGCCCAGCAGCGUUCACAAGGGCAGUGACGAGCAGGGAGCGAGGGCAAGUGCUGGCGGUGGAAGACUCGGGGCAGACGCAGGUUCACGAGCGGAAACGGGAGCGGCGAUGGGAUCGGCCACUGAGCUUGGACCCAGGAGGAGGUCAAUCCAGGGCAAGCGUACAGCUGCUGCGCCAUCACAAACGGGCGAUGGGCCCUCCGCCAUGGCCAGCCCUCGCUCAAACGAGAGCCUGGAGCUGCAAGAGUAUCCGAGCGGAAGCAUGUUCGAGCCCCAGGUGGAGCUCGAGAGCGUCCUACACGGCAAUCGACCGCCUGUCGCGACUCCUCUGCAUAACUCCUUGAGCACAGCUAGCUCGAAGGAGGAUGAUUAUCUGUCUCCUCAAAUCAGUAUACAUCAGAGCUUGACGGCAGCAGCGACCCAGGUCCGCGACCAGACCCCGAAGACUCCAAAGCCCAAGAGCGACGGCGGCAAGAAGAGCACAAAGCCCGCUCAGCCAGGUGGGAAAGCAAAGGUACCAGUCGAGAAUGGCAAAGGCAAGCAAAAGGUCGCGACCUCUGUCUCGCCUGCUCACCCAGCGGCAACGGUACCAUCACCGAUUGGAGCGCCCGAUGCCGCCCUGCACGCUACUCGACAGACGUUUGCCAACACAAACCUUCAUGCGCCCGUCAGGCCGUCGGCCCAGCCUCAGUCUGGUCUCCUCAUUGGUGCCGGCUUCACUCCGACGCAGAAGCGGAGCACGGGCCCAAAGAAGGCGGCGAAGCAGAUCAAGGUGCUACCACCCAUCAAGGUGCUCAUCGUUGAAGACAACCCGAUCAACAUCAAGAUUCUCAGCACCUUUUUUGAUCGCAAGAAGAUCCAGUACGACGUGGCACGCGAUGGAAGGGAGGCCGUGGAUCGAUGGCGGGAAGGAGGCUUCCAUUUGAUCCUUAUGGACAUCCAACUCCCAGUAAUGGACGGCAUUGAGGCGACAAAGGAGAUUCGGCGAUAUGAAAGAAAUGCCAACAUUGGCGUCCUGACGUCAACGACGCCGAUCAGCACCACUGCCAACGACCAACAUGGGAAGCUCGAGAUAGCACCGUCGCCGCCAUCGGCCGCCAUUGCCGAAGGGGCCAGCAGCACGAGCCUCGCGACCACACCUUUGGGCGGUCUCACUUCUCGGGCCAGUGUCAUCAUCGUCGCCCUGACAGCCUCCGUGCUCAACUCUGACAGGGUUGCCGCCCUGGCAGCUGGGUGCAAUGACUUUCUCAACAAGCCCGUCGACUUGCGCUGGCUCGAGCGCAAGGUCAUUGAGUGGGGGUCGAUGCAGUAUCUCAUCGGCUUCAAGGCUGGCAUCGCUGGAGACGACAUUAUUGCUGCCACUUCCACGGCAGCGGGGCCUGUCUCGCGCAACGGGGCGGCUCUGACCCUGGCCAACAACAACGGCGAGGUUCGCAAGGCGUUUGCCGACGGGCCCGAUUCAAAGGCACGAGAACUGGCGGGCAAGCUCCACAUUGGCGGACUCAAGAAGGAUGCCAAACGGUCAAAGGCCUCUCCCACGUCUCCUGCGUAGCUCUAGAUUCACGGAAGCCCGCACGUAUCUGUCAUAUCGCUCAAUGUAUCAUUUUAUUUUUAUUUUUUGCUUCUCUGAUG
Molecule: messenger RNA, 4622 nt
Organism: Acaromyces ingoldii
Lineage: Eukaryota; Fungi; Basidiomycota; Exobasidiomycetes; Exobasidiales; Cryptobasidiaceae
Exons: 3
Coding region: 151-4542 (1463 amino acids)
Biological process (GO): phosphorelay signal transduction system
Source: RefSeq, a predicted model, not a curated record